Molecule: messenger RNA, 3359 nt
Organism: Sander lucioperca (pikeperch)
Lineage: Eukaryota; Metazoa; Chordata; Actinopteri; Perciformes; Percidae
Gene: sirt1
Product: sirtuin 1
Exons: 10
Coding region: 68-2056 (662 amino acids)
Molecular function (GO): NAD+ binding
Source: RefSeq, a predicted model, not a curated record
CGUGCGCUAUGCAAAUGAGACAGCUGUCCGAGAGGAAGGAUCUGCUCAACGGCUCUGCGGGCUGAAAAUGGCGGACGAUGAGACUAGUCUCGGAACGGCCUUUUCAGCCGCCUCCGAUAUGGAAGAACCUGCCGCGAAAAGGUCAAAAAUUUGUCCGGUAACUAACCACGGAUUCAAAGUCGCUAAAGCAGAAACAUUAUCAUGCGUCUCUGGGGCUACAGAGAGCUGGGAGCCGGGGGUGAAUUGUGCGCAGCCAGCGGAGAAGGAAGCAAAGCCGGUGAUGGCGGUAGAGCAGGCCCCAACAACAGCGCUGGGAGGAGACAACAAUGGACUGGGACUGCUAGUCUCCGAGCCACACAAACCAGUAGUGAAACUACACGACAGCGCUAUACUAGGGACAACUGAGGAGAGUGCUGAUUUCCUUGGACAUGACGAUCUUCCCUCCUACGGUCUGGCUGUCACGCCGGACCACAUCAACGAGGAGGACGACGACAGAUCCUCACAUGCAAGCUCCAGCGACUGGACACCUCAACCGCAAAUAGGUUCCUACAGUUUCAUCCAGCAACACAUCAGAGAGACCGAUCCGAGGACCAUUCUGAGGGAUUUGCUGCCUGAGACUGUACUCCCACCAGAUUUAGACGACAUGACAUUGUGGCAGAUUAUCAUCAACAUCUCAGAACCUCCAAAAAGAAAGAAGCGGAAAGAUAUCAACACCUUAGAAGAUGUGGUCAGGCUACUCCAUGAAAGUAAAAGGAUCCUUGUGCUGACUGGUGCUGGGGUGUCAGUUUCAUGUGGAAUACCAGACUUUCGCUCCAGAGAUGGAAUUUAUGCACGGCUUGCUGUAGAUUUUCCUGAUCUUCCAGACCCUCAAGCUAUGUUUGACAUUGAAUACUUCAGACGGGACCCAAGACCCUUUUUCAAGUUUGCUAAGGAGAUCUACCCUGGUCAGUUCCAGCCGUCGCCCUGUCACAAAUUCAUAUCCAUGAUGGAUAAGCAGGGGAAACUGCUGCGCAAUUACACACAAAACAUUGAUACAUUAGAACAAGUGGCUGGAGUUCAGCGGAUUAUCCAGUGUCAUGGGUCGUUUGCAACUGCUUCCUGUCUCGUCUGUAAACACAAAGUGGAUUGUGAAGCUAUAAGGGAAGACAUCUUUAACCAGGUUGUCCCUCAUUGUCCACGGUGUCCAGAUAUUCCCCUGGCAAUCAUGAAACCUGACAUCGUCUUCUUUGGAGAGAAUCUUCCAGAAAUGUUCCACAGAGCCAUGAAGCAGGAUAAAGACGAGGUGGACCUCUUGAUUGUCAUUGGCUCUUCACUUAAAGUCCGACCAGUUGCCCUCAUCCCAAACUCCAUUCCUCAUGGAGUGCCUCAGGUCUUGAUCAAUAGGGAGCAGCUGCCUCACCUCAACUUUGACGUGGAGCUACUUGGGGACUGUGAUGUCAUCGUCAACGAACUCUGCCAUCGGUUGGGUGGGGACUUUGAGCAGCUCUGCUACAACACAGUAAGACUCACAGAGACCACGGAGAAACCCCCUCGGUUACCAGAACAGCCACCAGGUGAGGCUUUGCCUGCUUCCAGCGAUGCAGCUCGGGAGGAGCAGAAGCAGCACAGUACAGACUCCGUAACUAAGCCUUCAGAGGAGACAGAAAGUCCGAAUGUCACAGACACUGCUGGUAAUAAUGUUACACCUCCAGAGCCUUGUCUAAAUGCUCAGUGUCCCAGUGAAGAGACGGCUGAGCCCUCAGAGUUACCAUCAGAAGACGCACCAAAAGAGGAGGCCGCUGGAGUAAAGAGCCAAACCUCCAACCUUGAAUUUCGUAGACGAUGCUGGAUGAGUCAAAUCAACAGAAGUCCAAUCAGCAAACGCCUUGAGACAGGAAAAAUGCAUCAGGCCAGUACCUGUUUCAAGCACCAAAUCACUAUAUCUUCCAUGGGGCAGAGGUCUACUCUGACUCUGAAGACGAGACGUCGAGCUCCUGUGGAAGUGACAGUGACGAGUCUGAAUGCAGUGCAGAUGGGGCGGAAGAAGACAGCGAGCCAGAGGACGCCGACACAUUAGCAGCAGAUGAAGAGACAUGCCUAAGAGACACAAUACAACACACUUUAGCCAAUGAGGCCACGUCGAGUGUGCAGACAGACAAUACUUCUGAAAAAACUCAGAGCACCACACACCUUUAAAUGUAAAAUACCCAGUCGACAAAGCACUAAUUAUCUUUUUUUAUUAUUAUUAUAUAUAUAUAUAUAUAUAUAUAUAUGUUUCAUAUAUUUUUGACUCCUCGACCUUACUAUUAUUUUUCAUAAAGUUGAAAUUGUGUGACAACUUUUUGUGAAUAUGCAGCAAUUUUUAUUUUAUUUUUUUGUGUGUGUGUGUGUGUGUGUGUGCCCAGUUUGAUCACAUGCAUUGGGUCUGAAACCUCAUACUGUAUACCACACGCUAAAGAAUGCAGUAUUUCUUUUUUUUUUUUUAGGAUUUCUUUCGAUGUGCUCAUCUCAUUUUUAUUCACAUUUUGAGAAAUUCUUCUGUGACAUCCAUAUACAAGCAAACACUUCAAAUUUCUCAGCCCCUAGUGUGAAGUCAGCUGUGGUCUAAUGACGUUUAAAGUCGGUUCAUUGUUACCAUUGGGAAACAUGUACAUAUGAAAGCCGACUGCUAAAUAGUGGGUACUAUGAGUUUCAGACACAUACAUAAAUCUUCAGAUGGUUUACUUGAACACAUUGUCUAACUUGCAAUAUAAAUGUUCAGCUCUGUCCUUUUCAUGAGGGUAAAAGCUAGAAAAAAAGAACAGUACUCUUUAAUUUCAGACCAAAGAACACUUUAUCAACAUGCUCCUAUGUUGUCAUAAGCUUUGUAUGUUUAACCUGUCAUUUAAAUCUUGGAAAAAAUAUAACAAUUGAAAAGGUGUUCCUUCUGACAUGUGGCAGCUACUUUAUAUGCUCAAGCCUUAUUUUUAUACUCUGAUGUGAGACAUACUCAUCAAAGAGUAGAUGAUAGUUUAUAUCUGUAUGAAGUAAUACUAAGUUGUAAUAUUAAGCCUAAGAAAGAUAUUCAGAGUUCACAUUGAAAAAUGACACUCUUUCCCUUCUUAUAAAAGCGAUUUUCUUGCCCAUGUCACUUGUCAUAGAACAUAACGUUAAAACAGUUUCAUUGAUUAUACAGAGGAGUCUUCUGCCUGUUAAGAUUACGUUUUGGUAAAUAGACAUGUUUGAGCCAAUUUGUAGGAUAAAGGUCUACGCCAACACGUUCACAUACCAAUUACAAGGUAAUCUUUUGUUUACGGUUUAAGGAAAGAAGAAUUUUUUUUUUUUACAUCCUUGUUAUCUCUUCUGGGGUUCUCAGUAAAAAAAAAAAAGAAUGAAACACA